UUUUCCUUUUGCACUGUUUUCCAUGACUCAGAGUACUCCAGGAGCUGCAAGGCACCAGCCAUGCUCCCUUCCCAGCCUCUCCUGCAUGCUGGGGUAUUCGCACUCGCAGUCCUUCAGGCCCUUGCCUCCGACACCUUCAUUGCAGCCGUCUAUGAGCACGCAGUCAUCCUGCCAGAUCCCACCGACAAGCCUGUUUCUCCCGAUGCUGCUUUGGCCCUGAUGAACAAAAACAUGGAUGUCUUGGAAGGGGCCAUAAAGGAAGCUGCCCAGCAGGGUGCCCACAUCAUUGUGACUCCUGAAGAUGGCAUCUAUGGCUGGCAAUUCACAAGAGAAUCCAUCUACCCGUACCUGGAGGAUAUCCCUGCUCCAGUGGUGAACUGGAUUCCCUGCACUGACCCCUCAAGAUUUGGUCCAGCACCAGUGCAGGAACGACUCAGCUGCAUGGCCAGGAAUAACUCCAUCUAUGUGGUUGCAAACAUUGGGGACAAGAAACCAUGUAACUCCAGUGAUCCCGGCUGCCCCAGUGACGGUCGCUACCAGUACAAUACGGAUGUCGUCUUUGAUCCAGAGGGGAAACUGGUGGCUCGUUAUCACAAGUACAACCUGUUUAGAGGUGAAACUCAGUUUAAUUACCCAAAAGAACCAGAAGUUGUCACCUUUGAGACUCCCUUUGGGAAGUUCGGCAUUUUCACUUGCUUUGACAUCCUUUUCCAUGAGCCUGCAGUGGUCCUGGUGAGCAAGAUGCAGGUGGACACUGUGCUCUUCCCAACGGCUUGGAUGAAUGUCCUGCCAUUUCUGACUGCAGUUGAGUUUCAUUCUGCCUGGGCUAUGGGCAUGGGUGUCAAUUUACUUUCAGCAAAUACUCACAACAUCAGCUUUGCAAUGACAGGUAGUGGGCUGUUCACUCCAGAAGGACCUGCCGCCUACCAUUAUGACACUGGAACUGAGGAGGGAUGUCUCCUGCUAGCAGAGUUGAGCGCAUACCCCUGUCUUUCCCCCACUUACCCUCCUGCCAUCAACUGGAGUUUGUAUGCCACAAGUAUCAAGAAAUUUCCAGGAGAAAAUGACACUUUUUCGGGAUCUGUCCGGCGGGAUAUAUUCACUUUCAGUGAACUCAGGCGCAAAACUGGAAAUUACACCGUUUGCCAAGGAGACCUCUGCUGUCAUCUGGUCUAUCAGAUGUCAAACAAGAGGAAAAACGAAGUUUAUGUCCUGGGUGCAUUUGAUGGGCUUCACGGUUCUCUUAUAAAAUACCAUUGGCAGAUAUGCACACUGCUCAAGUGCAAGAGCACAAACCUGGACACAUGUGGGCAGCCAGUGGAGACGGCUCAGACCAAGUUUGAGAUGUUCUCCCUCAGCGGCACAUUUGGCACCAACUAUGUCUUUCCAGAAGUGUUGUACAGUGGGGUGCAGCUGGCCCCUGGGGAGUUUGAGGUUCUACGUGACGGACGUUUGAAAAGUAAACAUGGCACAUCGAAACCGCUCAUAACAGCGACACUUUUUGGAAGGCUUUAUGAGAAGGACCUGCCACAUCCUCUGCGAACCUCCCAAUAACAUGACUCCUUACACAAUCACAAAGACAGGAGGGGAAUUUCCUCAUGACACAUAGCAGCUAUCCUGUAUGAUUCCUGUUCUGCAAUCUUGCACUUCUGCUCAGCGGCUGUGGCAGUUUGGUUUAUUUAGGAGAAAGGGAAGUGAUCACUCCAUUGUGUGUAACUUUUUAACAGUGCUUGAGCCAGAGCAAUUAUUUUUUAGUAUAAGUGCUCUGUCACAUGAAACUUUUAAGUAGAAAUUUCAUUUCCUCCAAGGUAUCAUGUAGAUUGCUAGGACAAGAGUAAAAAGAAGACUGUUACCAAAACAUAUGAAAUGUGGUUUGUCAUUUUACUGCAGAACAAAUUUUCUCCAAAGAAGCUCAUGAUUUCUGUUACUCCGUGUUCUGUGGCUUCUUAGCAUGCAAUUUUGGAGGCUCUUUCCAGGAAUUAUUU
Molecule: messenger RNA, 1985 nt
Organism: Manacus vitellinus (golden-collared manakin)
Lineage: Eukaryota; Metazoa; Chordata; Aves; Passeriformes; Pipridae
Product: vascular non-inflammatory molecule 2
Exons: 8
Coding region: 61-1554 (497 amino acids)
Molecular function (GO): hydrolase activity, acting on carbon-nitrogen (but not peptide) bonds, in linear amides
Source: RefSeq, a predicted model, not a curated record